AUGGAGGAGUUGGCCCAGCGGCUGCAGGCCAUGGAGGCGCGGCAGCAGGAACUGGUGCAGGAGCUCCAGCGGCAGCAGCAGCGCGGGCAGGCCGCGGAGCAAGGCCUGCAGGCGGCGCAGGCCGAGCUCGCGCAGCUUCGUGCCGCGCCCGCGGCGGCACCGCAGCAGCCGCUACUGGAGCGCCUUGGCGGCGCGACCGUGGACACGCGGACCCUGGGGAAGCCGGCGAGCUUCUCAGGGCACCGCGAGGCGUGGCGGGAGUUCCGUUUCGUCUUCCAUGCCUUCGCCUGCGCCGCGCAUGCCAACAUGGCGGAGCUCUUCACGCGCGUGGAGGCGAUGGGAGCCAAUGUCGUGGAAGGUCAAGAUCUCGACGAGGCCACGGCCGCCUUGAGCCGCCAGCUGUAUUACAUGCUGGUGAUGACGACGACGGACGACGCUCACCUUCUCCUGCACAACGUGGAGGAGGGCAACGGCGCAGAGGCCUGGCGGGGGCUGUGCUGGGAGUACGAACCAGACGUGCGAGUCCGCCAUGGCGCAGUGCUGCACGCACUCCUGCGCCGCGAGUUCGGCAAGGACCCGAACGGCGACCUCGCGAAGGAGAUCGAGAGCUUGGAGCGGGACGUCCGGCGUUGCGAGAAUCAGAGCGGGAAGGUGCUGGACGAGGACGUCAAGAUCUCGACGUUGGUGGGCGGCAUGCAGAACACGAAGGUCCGGGAUCACCUCCUGCUCAACGCCGCUCGUCUGGACACGUUCCAGAGGCUGCGGGCGGAGGUCCUGAAUUUCGCCGUGGCCAAGCGGACGUGGGCCCAGGACGUCGACGACCCCAUGCUGAUCGGAGCCGUCAAGGACGGCAAAGGCAAGACCUCCAAGGGCAAGGGGAAGGACUCCAAAGGGAAAGGAAAGGACUCCAAGGGCAAAGCCAAGACCAAAGACACCCACAACCCCGCCUCGGGCAAGGAGUGCCACUACUGCGGGAAGCCCAACCACUUCAAGAACGAGUGCAGGAAGCUCAAGGCCGACAUCAAGGCCGGGAAGGUGGACGCGAACGGCAACACGCAGCUGGCCCUGCCCGCGCCGGGCGUGCCGAUGCCGAUGAACGCGGCGUACCCGGCGCUCUUCCAGCCCAUGUGGUACCCGGGCCAGGGGGGAGCGCCUCCAGCGCACGGCAUCCACUCCAUUCACCCCCCAGGCACCGUCGUCAUGGGUCUAGGGCUCCGGCGCAGCAUCCAGCUCGUCUCCGGACGAGCCGCGGACGAUCCAUUGACGGUCAACAUGAUCCAGCCUGCUGGCAUGAUUGCUGCGGUGGGACAUGGUGGUGUCGAGCUUGCCCUGCUGGACUCCGGGUCGGGGGUCGUGGCAUGCCCUGCUGAUUAUGCACCUGAUGUUCCCAUGCUGCCUCCUCGUAGGGAUCUUCGUCCCAUGGUGAGUGCCACGAGCGAGCCCAUCAAGAACUACGGCACCAAGAACAUCACCUACGUGUUGGACAACGGGGAGGAGCUGGCUAUCACGUGGAACGUGACGAACGUGAACUGCCUGAUCCUCUCGGCCUCCGCGCUGCGGCGCGGAGGGGCGACUGUCGUGAUCGCCCCGGAGCGUGAGAUGCUCCACACUGCCAGUGGAGGCUGCGUCGACCUCGUCAUGCAGUCGGACGUGCCGUGGUUGAGGCUUCGGCGGCAGGCCCGAGGGAUCCGUGCAGCGCGCGUCCCAACGGCCAUCGAGGUAGGAGAGCCCGCGUCUGCGGCUGAGCCCGCGACUGCGGGGGAGGUGCAGCCCGCGCCUGCGGUAGGCCCCGCGGCGGCGGACGCGGCACCUGUAGAGGCCCGGGCGGCCCCCAGGGAGGCGUUACGACGCAUUCCAGCCCCCCUGGAUGCCUCUGAGGAGGCGAGGCCUCACCGAUCCGUGAAGGUCCCCAUCGGCCCCUCGGAUCACGAGAAGGAGGAGCACUACUUGACCCACAUCCCGUUUAGAUCAUGGUGCAGCUACUGCACACGGGCUGCGGCCCCUGACGAUCCUCACCAUCGGACGCGCAUGCCCGUUACGAUGCCUUUGAAGCCGAUUGUGAUGAUGGACUACACGUUCGUGACCGACCCCCCGUUCGACAUGAUGACGAUCCUGACCGUAUACGACCAGGAGCUCGGGAUGGUGUUGGCGCUGGUGGUGGACGAGAAGGGCCCCAUCGAGUACGCGAUCCGCAGCGUCAUUGAGUACCUCGGGUACUGGGGUAGGAAGGCCAUCAUUUUGAGGGUCGACGGCGAGCCCGCCAUCAAGGCCCUGGCGGAGGCGAUCCGCAUCGGGCGUGCGGAUCCCACAGUCUUGGAGAUGAAGCCCCGGUACUCGCCUGAGUCCAUGGGCGGCGUCGAGAACAUGAACAAGGAGGUGAAGAACCUCCUGAGGACCAUCGUCCUGUACCUGAGGGACGUGGCGAAGGUCGAGCUGCACACUGGUCACCCGCUGGUGCCUUGGCUUGUGCGGCACUGCGGCUGGUGCAUAUGCAUGUACCGUGUGCGCGCGGACGGCCAGACGGGCUACGAGAGGUUGAAGGGCCGGCCAUACAACGGCAAGAUUGCCCUCUUCGGGGAGUGCCUGUGGUACCGGACCCCCGAUGCCUCCCGUCUCUCGUCCUUGGACCAGCGCUGGACCACGUGCAUCUGGUUGGGCAAGAGCUGGAAGACCGACGAGCACAUCAUCGUGUUGGGCAACGAAGUGCGCCUAGCCAGAUCUGUCCGCCGCAAGGCUAUAGGCAAGAGGUGGAACAAGAAGAUGCUGGAUAAGGUGCUCUGCACUCCGUGGCUUCCGCGCCUGGACGCCCAGACCCCGGCCGUCCGGCCGAAGCGCUACAUCACGAAGGCUUACCUCGACAAGUACGGCCUCACUCCCGAGUGCCCCGGCUGCACGGGGCGCACGACGGGACACAGCGACACCUGCAAGGCUCGUUUCUUGGCGAUCUGGGGGAAGGAGGAUGAGGCAUUAGCAAGCAGUAGUGCCGCAGCGCCAGCGGCCUCCGCAGAGGCGCCCCAGCCGGCGGCGUCCGGCCCUCAACUCGAAGCCCCCCCGGGGCUCCCCGCACCUGCCGGAGCCGCUCCAGACGCCGACAUGGCAGCUCCGGCGGAGGAUGCGGCCCCUGCCGCUCCACCAGGGCUGGCCCCGGCAGCCCGUGACCCCGCCGUGGACGCAGAGAUGGAGGCUGCGAGCAUCGCGGCGAAGCGCGAGCGGGAGGACCUGAGCUUCCAGGAGAAGGUCGAGCUCUUCGAGAGUGGUGGCGCUGAUGCCAGCGGGCCCGCGUCUUCGAGGAGGCGCGUAAUCGGCGCUCUGCAUGUGUGCGGCCAGCCGUCCCUUGCGGAGGCCAGGAGCAUCGUAACGCUGGUGGCCUACGUGGCGACGCCAGACAUCGGCACGCAGGACGUCAAGGACCAUAAGACCGGCGAGGUGCUCGACCCCGAGCUCGUGCGCUCGGGCCGCGCACGGGAGCGCCAGAACAUGCUGGACAGGUGCCUCUACGAGCGCGUGCCAAUGAAGGACGCUAGGGGUAAGAAGGUGCGCAGCAUGUGGCUCGACGAGAAGCGCGUGCAGGACGGUGAGACCACCGUCCGGUCGAGGUGCGUGGCCAUGGAGUUCAACAUGUACGACCGGCUGGACACGUACACGGCGACGCCCCCACUGAAGUUCAUCAAGUUGAUCGUCUCACGAGCUGCCUCAAUAAGACGUCCUGGCUCCAACGAGUGGACCAGGGUGCUGGGGCUCUACGACAUCGUCACAGCAUUCUGGCACGCCGACUUGCCGCUGGACGAGCCGAUCACGGUGAUCCCGCCUAGGGGCGAGGAGGUCCCAGGGAUGGUGUGGCAGAUGCUGAAGGCGAUGUAUGGCUCGCGCCGUGCGUCUCAGCUGUUCCUCGAGUUUAUGGUGAAGGUCUUCGACCAGUGCGGCUACCAGGUUUUGAAAACCAGCCGCCAGAUCUUCGACUCGAGGCAGUACGACUCUUUGGCCGGUUUGUGGGGGGACGACAUCAUAGCUGAGGCGGAGAGCGAGGGCAUCGACCACCUUGACGCCAUGAUCAGCCGGCUGUGCAACAUCAAGGUCCUCCCUCGCGUUGGACCUGGUUGCAGCCUGAUGGGCCGUUACCUCAAGCGCUACAUCUGCUACGUGCCGGGAUUCGGCUACGAGUGGAACGAGGACCCGAAACACGUUACGAUGCUCUUGGAAAGCACGGGCAAGCUCAAAGCUAAGCCCCAAGGGAGCCCAUGCAGCAAGCACAUCGGCAGGGACGAUCCGGCGAUCCUCGACGAGCUCGACGGCGAGUCGCAGACCAAGUAUCGUAGCGACACCGGUCGCGUGCUGUACGUGUCGUCCGGGCGCUUCGACAUCCAGUACUCGGCCAAGGAACUGGGCGAGCAGAUGUCCACGCCUCGCCGGCUAGGCAAUGCAAGGCUGGACCGCUGCGCGCGGUACCUCGCAGGCUGCCCGUUCUUGGCGCUCGUCUUCAAGCACGAGCCGGAGGCAGGUGGCUCUUGGAUCCCAGUCGACAGCAACUGGGCCGAGGAGCCAGACCGGUACUCGACCCACGCAGGUUGCGAGUUCGUGGGCUCGCAUUUGAUCGAGUCCUGGGUCGUGACUGACCAGGUCCGUGCCCUCUCCAGUGCGGAGGCCGAGCUUUACGGCAUCGUCGACGGUGCGGCCAGGGGUAUCAUGACCCAGAGCCUCUUCAAGGAGAUCGCGGAUCUGCGCGGUGCCGGAGCGGCAUGGUCCGUGACCGUCGGCAGCGACGCCAGCGCCGCCAUCGGCAUCAGCUCGAGGAGCGGCGUGGGGAAGACCCGCCAUAUCGCGACGCGAUGGCUCUGGGUCCAGGACGCCGUCCGGGAGAAGCAGAUCAUCCUCAAGAAGGUCCCCGGCGAGACCAACAUCGCCGACCUGGGAACGAAGGCAUUGGAGCCGAAGAGGCACCAGGAGCUCAUGAAACUGCUCCCCCUGGCAAAGCCUACGUGCCGCCGGUUCCUGGCGGUGUUGGUGGCCCUGGGAGCGGCCCCUGCAACGCAGGCCGCCCAGGAGGCGCAGGAGGAGCUGACGUGCGCGGUGAAGCCGCAGUGCGAGGACUCCAAGCUCAUCAACUAUAUGCUCGUCGCUCUUCUGACCUGGGGGCUGGUGCGCCUCUGGGACUGGGCGCGCCGACCGCGCAAGCGGAACUCCCGCGACAGCACCCGCGUCUGCGGCUCCAGGCCGCGACAGCGGAUGAGCCUCGAGGAGGCGAAUGGGAAGCAGUACGCACGCGAGGCUGCAGAUGACCCCAUCGCGGUCUUCCUCGGAGGCGUGGCGAUCCGGUGGAGGUGA
Molecule: messenger RNA, 5322 nt
Organism: Prorocentrum cordatum
Lineage: Eukaryota; Dinophyceae; Prorocentrales; Prorocentraceae
Source: the annotation of a GenBank genome assembly